GACUAUAAAGAUAGAUCAGUGCACUUUUUACUGUUUAAAAAAACAAAUAACCUUCCGGCAUAGUAAUUUCCAAGCUAGUUAGUAGUUAUUUGUAUUAUCUGGGUGAGUCAGUGACUCGGUAAGGGUAACUAAACUGAGCCGCAGGGAAAGCCCUGGCUGAGUCGAGUUUUGUGAGAUGAGAGGAGUAGGAGGAGGAAGAGGAGGAGGAGGAAGAGGAAGCAAUUUUCAUGGGAACUAUACAAACCCAUGUUUGACUAUGCAUCAACCUUGGGCUUCUUUGCUAGUUUAUGGAAUUAAGCGCAUUGAGGGUAGAUCAUGGCCUGCUCCCAUUAGAGGUCGAUUGUGGAUUCAUGCUGCAAGUAAAGUUCCUGAUGAAGCAACUAUUAAAGCUAUGGAGGACUUUUACAGGGAAAUUUAUGCACUGAAUGGAGUUAAUGAUCUGAAAUUUCCAGAACAUUAUCCUGUUUCAAGGCUUAUAGGUUGUGUUGAAGUGGUCGGAUGUCUUGAACGCGAAGAAUUAAGUGGCUGGGAGUUGGUACCUGAAGGGGUGAGACUGGAAGCACAAACUGAUAUGUGUUGGCUCUGUGAGCAGCCACAGAAAUUGUUAAUUCCAUUUGAAAUGCGUGGUUAUCAAGGCGUUUAUAAUUUGGAGAAAAAGAUAUAUGAGGCUGCAAUGAGAGGUCUUACACCAGUUGAAUGCCCAUUUCCAGUAAAGUUUCCUAUUCCAGAUCCAAGGGAUCGAUUUUCCCUAAAACCUGGAUCUAUUGCUGUACACUAUCCUAGAUCAAAAGGAGCUGAAGUGCUGAAGUCGUCAAAUCUUGAUGCUGCAAUAGCUGGUGCACGAGCUGCGGCUACACAGUUCACAAAGAAGAAUCAAACAUCCCAAACCACACAGAGUACCUCACCCAAUGGAGUAAUGACAAGACAGAUGACAAACCGAUCAAUUGAAGAAGAAGAAACACGCACCACAAACUUUGAUACACAAUCUACUUCGGAUUUGACAUCUGAUAAUGAAAGGAAACCAAACCAGAUUAUGCUUGAGGGAAGCAGUAGUGAUGUUCAACCACCUUGUGCAGAUUCCAGACCUCGCUCUGGAGCACCUUCAAAGAUUUUUGCUGCGGCGCUGAGAGGGCUGAAGCCACCAUGAGUCUUCCCAUUUCUUCUUUGGAUCACGUAACUCUGUAAAUAAACCAGUAUCAGCAAGUUAUUCAACUUUCAUGGCAGGAGAAGAUUCGAGUAUGAACCUUCAAUCUUGAUUUAACAUUUUUUUUCAUGGGGAUUUGUUUUAGAGUUUGGUUGUAGUUUUCUCUGUUUUAACAAGAAUAAUUGCUAAAUCUUGUAAUAUUAAUCACUGAUCCAUUAAUAAUCUCUGUACCCUUUGGAGUGAAGUUCAUUGAACAUUAUUUUCCUUGGUAAUUAACAAGUAUUUGUGAUGAUACUAUUCA
Humulus lupulus (European hop) is the source of this 1445-nucleotide messenger RNA. RefSeq lists its product as uncharacterized. Bases 176 to 1147 code for a protein of 323 amino acids. Gene Ontology annotation, cellular component: nucleus. Gene Ontology annotation, molecular function: transcription coactivator activity. The transcript has 7 exons. NCBI's taxonomy places the organism in Eukaryota, Viridiplantae, Streptophyta, Magnoliopsida, Rosales, Cannabaceae. Gene Ontology annotation, biological process: positive regulation of DNA-templated transcription. The record is from RefSeq and is a predicted model, not a curated record.